AUGGGAGGAAGCGGUCAAAAAGCUUUACAUCAAUUCACAAGAAGCGAAACCGGUGACUUCGUAACACAAUUUGUGCGUGAAAAAAGCCAAGAAGCCGGACUUCAAGGACUCAAAGAAAAGCAAAAGCAAAUUAGGAACGCAAACCCCUACUUCACUCGGGAUUUUCUUCAAUGUUUCAAAUGGAGAUUCUCGGUGUUUCGAACGCCGUGUUGGACUUGGACUUGGACGUGUUGGCUAAACAGCAUUGGGGCUUGCAUCACACGUUUCUCUUCCGCAUUUCUGGUUGUUGUAGUCGCUUCCUACUCUUUUCGACUUUGGCAUGAUGUGGUUGUUCAGGUCGUUUGGGAGUCAUCUAUGACUGAUUCUCGUCUCUUUUUUGUGAUCGACUAUGUCCCCGGCGGGGAUCUAGAGUAUCUAGUGCGUUGGAGGAGGAAAAUUCCCGAGGACUGGGCAUGUUUUUGCGCUGCUGAGGUCUCCGUUGCUUUGUACUUUCUUCACACGCGUGGAAUUAUUCACAGGUCCUUUCCGAGCCGUUAUACGCUGAGGCGCUUUUCGAAGAUGCACUCUUUGAGAUUUCAACCGAAUCGCUUG
Messenger RNA from Mesorhabditis belari, 591 nucleotides. The record is from the annotation of a GenBank genome assembly. NCBI's taxonomy places the organism in Eukaryota, Metazoa, Nematoda, Chromadorea, Rhabditida, Rhabditidae.